AUUGUGAGAGUUUAGUGUGUAAUUCCAUUCGUGAAGUUUGGUGAAGUGAGAACCUUAAGAUACCAUCUUCACUAAUGAGAGAUUUUUCGAUACAAUUUGAGGUUAAGACCUCCUACAUAAACAGGAACUUCUCUGUAUAUAAAGCCGUCUUGAUGCCCUUCACUGCCUCAGACUUCAGCUUUCACUCUAUUAUGUAAUAUCUCUCUAAUGCUUCAGAAUAAAUUUGUUGCAUGUGCGGAGUUGUGUGUGUUCUGGCCAAGUUGAAGUCUGGAAGAGCGUGUUCUUACAGUUUUGUACAAGAAUAAUGACCCCCACUUGGAUUUUCUGCAUUUUCUUGGCUUUUUCAGUGCAGGUUAAAGCCGCUUCACAGGGGCGCAUCUGUGUGACAGAUUACUGGCAUACCAUCAGCUGCUCUUUAAAACUACCAAUCACAUCCGCUAGAAACAUAUCAUACUGGCUGGAGGCUCAUUCGAUCAUCGGUAACCAGGAUUAUAGCUGCCAACUUCAGCGAGUACAUGAAGAUCACAUCUGCAAUUUCACAGUAGAUGUAGGCUUCAGGAGUUUUGAUAAAUAUACUAUGACACUUCACUAUUUGGAAAAUGGAACUGGGAAUUCAUCUCUGUUGGAUGCUUCUUUUAAGCCAGCAAAGAAUAUUAAAACAAAAACCCCAUUUAAUCUGACGUUACAAUAUGCAAAUGGGACGUAUCAUUUCUUUUGGAAGAGUGGAUAUGAAAAACAUACCUUCCGAACUGCUCUACCCAUCAUAUAUGAAUUCAAGUACUACAAAGAUGGAGAUCCCACAAGUGAGGUCAUUGUUCACCCAGAAAAAGAAAUGAUUCAGACUGAGGAAAUGAAGCUUGAUCCGGACACUAUGUACGCUGUGAUGGUGAAGAGUAAGGUAGAUGACAGACAGGUCUACGGUGGAACGUGGAGCGACUGGAGCAGCACUGUGAAAUGGAAAACAGCAUACAGAGGUGAAUACUGUGGUAGCUACUGCUCUAUAUUUACACACAUUUCAAAUAUAUCUCUUAACGUAAAAUCAAAGUUGAUCCAUCCAUGUUUUCUCUUAUUCUUUAAGUCUCUGAUUUUUGUACAAGAUGAACCCAGGGAAGUCAGCAAGAUUGCUAUUGGAAUGUUUGCAAUGGUUGGACUUUUAAUUCUGUUUGUAUCCAUUCCUGCUGCCAGGUAACUGUUUAUCAUAUUCAGCUAUUGCACCUCCAAUGAUUACAAACCCGAAUCCAAAAAAGUUGGAACACUGUACAAAUUGUGAGUAAAAAAGGAAUUGAAUAAUUUACAAAUCUCAUAAACUUAUAUUUUAUUCAAAAUUGAAUAUAGAUAACAUAUUAAAUGUUGAA
This is a messenger RNA of Cyprinus carpio (common carp), 1355 nucleotides long. RefSeq names its product interleukin-21 receptor-like. NCBI's taxonomy places the organism in Eukaryota, Metazoa, Chordata, Actinopteri, Cypriniformes, Cyprinidae. The record is from RefSeq and is a predicted model, not a curated record. Gene Ontology annotation, cellular component: membrane; external side of plasma membrane. Gene Ontology annotation, biological process: immunoglobulin mediated immune response; cytokine-mediated signaling pathway. The transcript is spliced from 6 exons. Gene Ontology annotation, molecular function: cytokine receptor activity; protein binding. Bases 305 to 1189 code for a protein of 294 amino acids.